CAAGAUUGCAAUAAACAAAAUUAUAACCUUAAUUCUAUUAUUCAAUCUCACGUGUACGAUGCGCGGGCAUGACGAAACCUAACCUCAAAAUAAACGAAAUAAACAAAUUGUAAGAAUAGUAAUUGUUGUAUACUUAAUUCAUUUUAAAUAAAUAUAAACCAAGAACAAAAAGAAUCUACGAAGUAAAAAAUAAAUGGAGUAAAAUGUUACCAAACAUAUUCAGAAAGUUUAGUGAAAGACAAUCUAUUUUGCGAAGUUAUGUUAAUGAUAAAAAUAUAUUUUCUACUUUCAGAAAUAAUAGUAAUAAAUUCACUAAAUACAAAUGUUCAAGUAUCUCUAGUGAACUCACAAAAAAAGAUAAAUAUCAAUUCAAUUCUCUUUUAAAAAACACUCAAAGAUUCUGUACUAAUAUUAUAACCGUAAAAAAACAAAAUUUUGUAGAAUCUGAAUCAUUCAUUUCUCAAAAUAAAAAAAUUACUGAUGAAGACAUUGAAAAAUUAUUAAAUUUAGAUUGGUCAAAAAUUACAACACAAGAAUUUAUUGAUAAUUUUGAAAAACUUAUUUUGUACAUGCAACAAUUAGAAAAUAUACCUAAUAUCAAUGUUGAUAAUAUUCUACAAGGUAUUUCAGAAUUAUGUAGCAAUUUUUCUACAGAAGAAAUAAUUUCAAUCUUUAAAUAUACGUGUUCUUUGAAAUCUAAAGAAAACAUAUUUGUUGAUUUUAAGCAGAAAAUAUUACUAAGUUUCAAUCAGGAGUUAUUACAUAGACUUUCAAAAUUAAAAUUAGAAGAAAUAUUUUUUCUUAUUCGUAUCUACAGAAGUAAUAAACUUGCGAGAAAAGUUCUAUUUGUUAUAAGAGGAAUCUUUAAAAUUGACAGGAGAGUGAAAUAUUUGUCUUUAGAAGAAUUAUGUCAAUUGAUGAAUAUACUUGGCUAUUGUUUCAAUCUUCCACUGAAUUUUUACAUUAUUGAAGACGCUAUAGAAAAAAAGAAUUGGGACACCUUCAAUGAGACACAAAUUUUUAACAUAGUAUAUGGAUUUUUAAAAAACGAAUAUAAAAUUAAAAACAAAGAUACUAGAAUACAAGUUUAUAAAUUAAUUCUAAACAACAUUAAUGAAAUGAAUCCUGAAUAUAUAAAUCCUAGUUUGCAGUAUUUAAUUCUAAUAUAUAAAAUAAUUGACGAUGUUGAUGAGAUUAUUCGAAAAUUUUUUAAAUCCAUUGAACCAAAAUUGGAGGAAUAUUCUUUGAAAAAUUUGAUAAAUAUUUUAGGAUUAGCUUCACAUACUUUGAUUCAUGAGAAAACAUUAAUUAAUUGUAUUCUGGAGAGGUUUAAUAAAGAAAUGCAUAAUUUAACGUUACCAGAUAUUGAACGAAUUUCUUGUAAUAUGACAUCAUUUAAUUACGAUUCUAAUCAUCCUUUUUAUAUAAAUUUAUUAAAAGAACUAAGAAAUCCAGAUCGAGAGGAAGAAAUUUCAAAACACAGCAGAGCAUUUAUUCGCACUCUACAAAGCUUAGUUUACGUAAACAUUUAUCCCACGGAUUUAAUAUCAAAAAUAAUGGAUUCUGAAUUUAUAGAUAAAAAUUAUAAAAAUGUGCACGCAAUGAAAAGUUGCCAUUAUUUCAUUGAUCAAAGUAUGAGUAUUGAGUGUCCAAAUUAUACAGGGCAUAUAUUAAAUGAAAAAGUGCGAACGUUCUUUUCAAAGAAAUAUAAAUCUCACGAGCUAACUGAAUUUAAUUUAAAAAACAAAAUUACAAAAGAUGUCAUUCAAAUGUGUGAGCGGGUAUUCAAAAAUCCAGUUUAUAUGUGUAAAAUUUUGCCCCACUUUUUUAAUGAAGAUAUUAUAUUUUGUUUUGAUGAAAAUGAUAAACUAAUUUCACCAGAACCAUUCUUAUCACCAUUGCAAAACGGAUUGAUAAAACAUAUUCCUGAAGAGGCAAAAAAUUACAAAUGGUUAACUGUGAUAAUAACUAACUGGAAAAUGAUACAUAAAAACAGCGAAGAUUAUAGUAGUCUUUUAGCAAUGAAAUGUAGACAACUAAAAGCUCUUGGAUAUAUACCUGUUGUUCUUUCCCAUCAGGAAUGGUAUUUAAAAGCAAACGAUGAAAAUUGUGAGAAAUAUCAAGAAGAUUAUUUAAAAAAACUGUUAAAUGUUAAAUAAAUUGUAAAAAAUUUCAUUCAAAUGAACAUCCGAUACUUUAGAGACUAAUGAUUUAAAUAUUUUAAAUUCUGUACGUUUCUACUUUUUCUUUAUUAAUAAAUUAUAGAUUGUUUUUAAAAAAUAAAAUAAAA
Leptopilina boulardi is the source of this 2290-nucleotide messenger RNA. Its product is annotated as FAST kinase domain-containing protein 5, mitochondrial-like. The record is from RefSeq and is a predicted model, not a curated record. Lineage: Eukaryota; Metazoa; Arthropoda; Insecta; Hymenoptera; Figitidae. The transcript has 8 exons. Bases 204 to 2159 code for a protein of 651 amino acids.